Molecule: messenger RNA, 1821 nt
Organism: Aphis gossypii (cotton aphid)
Lineage: Eukaryota; Metazoa; Arthropoda; Insecta; Hemiptera; Aphididae
Product: CCA tRNA nucleotidyltransferase 1, mitochondrial
Exons: 2
Coding region: 380-1636 (418 amino acids)
Biological process (GO): RNA processing
Molecular function (GO): nucleotidyltransferase activity; RNA binding
Source: RefSeq, a predicted model, not a curated record
UAACUCAUAACUAUAAUAUGAAUAUUAUACUCGUAUGAUUCAAUGGUUGCAAAACGUCGAACGUUUCCGAUAUCGGUACGUUUUUGUUGGCCUACAACACUGUACAUGAAUUGUACCAAGUACUAACCGAUGCGUAUCGAUACACUCCAAUUUUAUCAUUGAAAACAUUGUACAAUAUAAUAUUUAUAUUUCAUAAUCGGUGAUAAUAUUUAAAACCAAUAACUAUUUACUAUUAACAAAUUAUUAUUUAACAUUAACAUCGAUCCGUAACACCGAAUUUCGAAUGUCUAAUAGAUUGCUAUAAUCUUAAAUCAAAUUCAAAUGAUGGAUAAACAUUUAGUAGAUUUUGACUGGAAAUUAAAGAUCAACACCAGCAAUUAUGAAACUUGAAAAUUCGCAAUAUGGUUUUAUAUUUUCUCCGCAACUUACCACAGUAUUACAAGUUUUUGACAAGUACAAGUAUGAAAUCAGACUUUGCGGAGGUGCAGUACGUGAUAUUCUGUUAGGUAAAACGCCUACUGAUCUUGAUUUUGCCACUACGGCUACCCCUGAUGAAAUGGUUGAAAUGAUGGCAAAAGAAAACAUUAGAAUCGUUAAUAAAGGUGGUUUAAAACAUGGAACAGUAACUUCUCAUGUUGAUGGUGUUAAUUUUGAACUUACUACGCUUAGAAUUGAUGUUGUUACUGAUGGGAGACAUGCUGAUGUUGAAUACACUAAAGAUUGGGCACUAGAUGCAGGACGAAGAGAUUUAACUGUUAAUUCCAUGUUCUUGGGAAUGGAUGGCACUGUAUAUGAUUAUUUUAAUGGAUAUGAAGAUUUAAAGAAGCGUCAAAUAAGAUUUGUUGGUGAUCCCAAAUUACGCAUCACUGAGGAUUAUUUGAGAAUUUUACGAUACUUCAGAUUUUAUGGCUGUUUAGCUACUGCACCUAACCUUCACGACGAAUAUAUACUUGAAGCAAUACAAGAAAAAGGCAGUGGACUUAAACAAAUAUCUGGUGAACGAAUUUGGUCAGAACUUCAUAAAAUUUUAGAAGGAAAUUAUGGACCUGAUAUUAUGAGAACUAUUCUAAAAUUAGGGCUAAGUCCAUAUAUUGGUCUUCCUAAAAAACCUAAUGUUGACGAGUUUGAUAAAGUCAUUAAUCGAACUAAAGGUCUAAAAUUACAACCAAUUACCAUGUUAAUACCAUUCUUAAAAGAUGUACAUGAUAUGAAUGAACUUAACAAUCGUUUAAAGUUUCGUGUGUUUGAUAGAGAUUUGGGAUUAUUCUUAAUACAUAGCAGAGAUGAAAAAUGGACACCAGAUACCAUAAAAAUGAAUAAAAUAAAAAUUAUACAAAAUCCAACCAAACAAGGAGUUAUGAAAGAGUAUAUUGAGCAGUUAUUGAAGUAUAAUAAUGAUAGAACCAUUCUUGAAGAAUUCGAAAAAUGGACCCCAUUGAAAUUCCCUAUUACAGGAAAUAUGAUUAAAAACCAUGGGGUGAAAGAUGGGAAAAAAAUCGGAAUAAUUUUGAGGAAACUUAUUGAAUACUGGGCGGAUGAUGAUUUCCAAACAGACAUCGAAGAGUUGCUAAAUUUGAUACCUAAAGCUGAAGAUGAAUUGUGCCACAGUUUCAAAACCUCUAAGAAAAAUACAUAAACAAAGCCUGGGAUUUUAUAUUAUAUUCAAAUUUCGUUUAUAAAAAUGCAAAUUUUUGUGCUUAAAAAUAUUUAUUGUUAGUAAAUUACUUAUUUCUCAAUUAAAAUAGAAUGAUUUAAUUGAUUUUACAUAUAAAAAAAAUUGUAAGUCUUUACAAAUCAAAAAUAAAAUCGCAUGAUAUUGAA